AUGAAUGUGAAAGUGUUGGCCGCGUUGCUGCUCUGCAGCGCCUGCGCAGCAACCAAAGACGCGCGGUACCCAAUGCUUUACGACUCUGGAUGGGCCGGGCCAGUUCGGUACGCGGACAAGUUCAACAUAUCGAGUAAUUCCACCGGUUUCACCAUGGUCGAAGCUACGCUCGUUAUGCCACAUCUAUCGAUACCUAAGAAACCGCAUGAGAAGGCAGAGCAAUACACAGCGGCCUACUGGAUCGGACUUGACGGUGUUCUAUCAUCACCUACACACGUUCGAGGACUCUGGCAGGCCGGCGUUAUCAUGUCGGUGUGGACGAACGGAACGACCGAGUACACAGGAUUCCAUGAAUGGAUCCCAGAUGACCCGUUGAGUGUUAGUAAAGCUCAGCUCGCCAUCUCAGAAGGUGAUCAUAUUCAUGUGCUUGUGGAAACGACCAACAACGGUUAUCAUGGCACCACCACUUUGACUAACCUCAACACCGGCAAGACAUAUAAACAUAGUCAAGACGCCCCUACCACGUGGCGCGGCCCAACUUGGCCAUCCCAGGGAGCCUCAGCAGAGUGGAUUGUCGAGGCUGGCACGUAUCUCAACGGACCGCAAUACAUCCUGCCGGACUGGGGAACUGCUUCGUUUCUGGGUGCACGCGCUUGCUAUGAUGGCGGCGAAUGUGCGAUCGCUGGUGAUGGCGCCGCGGAUCAGGGUCUCAUGGCGGCUAUCUUGUGGAACGACACCAAUACAUUGUACACGCGAUCGCGCGUCAAAGGCGAUCAUGCAUGGAUCAAGUACGUGGAGGAGCCAUUUAAGGGCUAG
Fusarium keratoplasticum is the source of this 816-nucleotide messenger RNA. RefSeq lists its product as uncharacterized. Gene Ontology annotation, molecular function: glutamic-type endopeptidase activity. Bases 1 to 816 code for a protein of 271 amino acids. The transcript has 3 exons. NCBI's taxonomy places the organism in Eukaryota, Fungi, Ascomycota, Sordariomycetes, Hypocreales, Nectriaceae. The record is from RefSeq and is a predicted model, not a curated record. Gene Ontology annotation, biological process: proteolysis.